AUGUCGGGGAUCCCAAGGUCCGCUGAUUGGGCAGCCGUCGUCGGGGAUCUCGAUUCUAGAACCGAAGCGCAUUCGCACUUCUGCUGUGAUACUAACGGUGGUGAUACUACGGGGCAUUACGACGAUGUUACUACCUGUACCAGUUGCGUUGCUGCAGUUUCCGCAAAGGUCGCGGGGUUCGUGCUGCUGGUUCUGCUUGUGUGUUGCUGGCAGCUUUUGUCGGGACCUGAGGGUUACAUGGUUGGGGUGAAUCGAGAAAUUUUGGGCGGCGAACUGCACAUGGUGAGUCAACGAGGGUCGGCUCGGAGAGAGCUGCCGAGCCUCAGUGUCCGAGCCUCGGCGGCAGGCUCGGCGGAAGGAGAAGAUGCUGGUUCGGAUGAUGCUGGUUCAGCAGAGGUAGUGACUACUGCAGAUGAAACGGUCAAUGACAUGCCCGUUUCAACUAGUGACACAUUGGGGGAAGUUGAAACGCUUUCAGACGAGGCGUUAUCCGGCGAUGAGUCAUCUUCGCUGACUGAAACGCUCGCUGCCGAAGCUGACCCGGAGGCUCGGCGCCUGGAGGAUUCUGGCUUGGAAGCUGAGAUACAGGCGUGGGUGGGAGGCAGAGGGGCUGGGGACGAGGGGGAAUCAGCAGGAGAAGCAGGGGUUGAGGAGCUCGCAGGAAGAGCUGAGAUUGCAACAGUAGCAGAAACAGGGGCAGGGGCAGAGCACCUUGCUGAGCUUGCUUCUGCCCGGGGCAGCAGCGGGGUUCGAGUUUCAGCUGCCCGCGAGGAGGGUUCGCCUGCCCGAAAACAAUGGUCGGGUGAAGUAGUGUGUAGCAAUGCAUGGGAGCGAACCCUCCAUGCUCGCCUGGCUGGGGACGAGGAGAGUCAGAAGCGCCGCCCCUCUCAACGCCGCCUGUCCCGUUUUCAUGCACCUCCAGACGACCACAAGGGUCAAGCGGGACGCACUCGACGCCUCUUGUCCGUUUCUAAGGCGCGUUCGAAGACAGAUGGGAGCCAUGAGGGUCGAACCCGAACCGGGUUGUCUUUGGAGGACCGCUCCAGUUUUUCCAGUGCCAUGAAUGGGGUGAAUGACAAAGUGUUUGCCAUGAAUGUGCUUGAUCGCUCCAGUUCCAGUCCCGCGCGCAAUGGUAGCCGGAGCUUGGGUCACCCUUCCGAGCCUGUGCAGCUUCCCGGGCCUGUCCAGUCUUCCGAGCCUCCGCAGGCUCGGCAUAUACUCGAGGCUCUCCGGAGCAACAAGACGACAUCUGGGGGAGGUGCUACCUGGCCCGAGUCCUGCUGGCCCAUACCCCACGUUCCAUUCUCCAGCCCCAAGGUAUUCACAAACCCGCGUUUCCUCGUGCUGGCAUUCGCCAUGGAGCAAACCAGCAACGCCAGAGGCCACCUGCUGGAAGCUGCUCGGCUUGCACGGCUGACGGGGAGGGUGCUGGUGCUGCCGAACGUGGGUAGCAGCCGCGUGUCAGUGGGGCGACAGCACCCCCUCUGCUCUUACUGGGACCUCUCCCGACUCACUCAUUCCUCCUCUCACUCCUCCACUCACUCCUCCUCCUCCUCCUCCUCCUCCUCCUCCUCCUCCUCCUCCUCCUCCUUCUCCUCCUCCUCCUCCUCCUCCUCCUCCUCCUCCUCCUCCUCCUCUUCCUCUCAUUCCUCCUCUCAAACCCAUUCCUCCUCACCUCUCUCCUCGCCCCUCCCAUCGCACCUCCCUGUGGACUGGGUAUCGCCUGAUCUCUUCCUCCUCCUCGCCCGUUCCUCCCUCUCCGCUGCACUAUCGGUUGGCUUCAUGUGCGUCGAAACGCCCUCACUCAACCGGCCCUGCUUUAACUUCGGGGAGGUGGCAUCUGGGCUGGGUGCCAUCCUCACCUACUCCCUCGGUCAACUGCCCACGCGUGCCAACACUCAAGUCAUCACAGUCCGCAAGGCAUCUAGGUUCCUCAAAGCUUUCCAAAAGUGGGACCACACAGACGUGGUGGUGUGGGUGAAAACAACCUACAAGAAAAUGGCAAUCCGUCCGCCCACCUCCCUCCUCGCGCCCGUCCUGCUGCCCUACCACCCGCGCUGGCACUCCCUCGCUCGCUCCAUCUCAGAAGCACUCCCCCGCCCAUACAUCGCCCUGCACUUCCGCUCCGAGUACAUUGCCUGGCUUGUGGGAGGGAAGCUGCAGCAGGAGCAGAAGAUCGGCAAGCAGAUGCACUGGUGCGUGGCAGAGGCAGCAAGAACCGUGCACCAGGUGCAGCAGCAGCUCUCCAAGGGGAUGGAGGAACCUGUGGGCUAUGGUGGCUUACCCAAGAGGAGUAUCAUGAUUGAUGAGAUUGUUCCUUCGGUCAAUAAACUCGAUCCAGGGAUUGUGGGAAUACUGGAUAAGCUUAUUGCUGCACAAGCGGACAUGCUUGUAGUUGGGCGGCAGCGAAUGGUCGGUGCGCGUAUCAGCGCAGCCGGGCAGGGAGGCUCCGCGUCGUGGCUGGUGCAAAACGGCGGCGCGACGUGCGACAUCUCUGUCGGCACGUGGAUUCCCAGCAGCACGCGGCCCGCGUACGCGUCCACGUGUCCGUACAUCUCGAGCAAGUUCAACUGCGUGCAGAACGGGCGGCCCGACGGUGGUUACCAGCAUCUGAUGUGGCAACCGCGCGACUGCAACAUGACACUCUUUUCCCCACUACACUUCGCGCUCAUGUUUCAAGACAAGACGCUCGCGCUCGUGGGCGACUCGAACGCGGAGUACCUUUUCCAGUCGAUGCGCUGCCAGCUCAGCACAGGCCUCGAAACCGAGAGCGUGAACACGACAACCGCAGGGGCAGAGGCGUUUAGAGUGAUAAGCUCCAACACCCUCGUGUUGCUUGUUGACGCGCCCUUCCUGUCCUACGCUGCUCCUGUCGCUCCUACUUUCAGCUCUCGUGCUGCUCGUUGUCGCGCCCUUUCUGUCCUACGCUCCUGCCGUGCCGGUAAGUGCAGUGCGAGUGCUAUUCCCGCUUUUCAGCUCUCUUGCUGCUCGUUGAUAGCACCCUUCUUGUCAUUCGCUGCCCCCCUACAAUACUCCGCUGAAUCCCCCUUCUCUCUCAACCCACUUCCUUCCCCCUCGCUCUUCCCCCUCGCUCUUCCCCCUCGCUCUUCCCCCUCGCUCUUCCCCCUCGCUCUUCCCCCUCGCUCUUCCCCCUCGCUCUUCCCCCUCGCUCUUCCCCCUCGCUCUUCCCCCUCGCUCUUCCCCCUCGCUCUUCCCCCUCGCUCUUCCCCCUCGCUCUUCCCCCUCGCUCUUCCCCCUCGCUCUUCCCCCUCGCUCUUCCCCCUCGCUCUUCCCCCUCGCUCUUCCCCCUCGCUCUUCCCCCUCGCUCUUCCCCCUCGCUCUUCCCCCUCGCUCUUCCCCCUCGCUCUUCCCCCUCGCUCUUCCCCCUCGCUCUUCCCCCUCGCUCUUCCCCCUCGCUCUUCCCCCUCGCUCUUCCCCCUCGCUCUUCCCCCUCGCUCUUCCCCCUCGCUCUUCCCCCUCGCUCUUCCCCCUCGCUCUUCCCCCUCGCUCUUCCCCCUCGCUCUUCCCCCUCGUGCCUAUUGUCCCUUCUUCUCUUCAUCCCCUUCUAUGCCAGUGCAUGUAACGUGCAUCUGGACGGGCUACACUCAACUCUCCACUAACCCAAACCCAACAAAGCCUUUCCUUCCCUUUCCUCCACUUGUCUUUCUUGCUUGA
Molecule: messenger RNA, 3675 nt
Organism: Closterium sp. Yama58-4
Lineage: Eukaryota; Viridiplantae; Streptophyta; Zygnematophyceae; Desmidiales; Closteriaceae
Source: the annotation of a GenBank genome assembly